Exophiala spinifera is the source of this 1581-nucleotide messenger RNA. RefSeq lists its product as uncharacterized. NCBI's taxonomy places the organism in Eukaryota, Fungi, Ascomycota, Eurotiomycetes, Chaetothyriales, Herpotrichiellaceae. The transcript has a single exon. Bases 1 to 1581 code for a protein of 526 amino acids. The record is from RefSeq and is a predicted model, not a curated record.
AUGGUCACCAAAUCUCGACCGAUGUCGACGCAGUCGCUCAUGACUGUACCCGAGUCGCUGGUCGAUACGGGUGUCGACACUGUCCUCGAUGUAUCCACGCCCUUGAGUCCAACACAAACGAGCGGAACCGUCGAGACUGCUUCCAAGAGACACGCCAAAGGUCUUUCACUGAACUUCCCCAUUCUAUUGCCUUUCAACGCACAAGUGUCGGCAUCACCGACCGCAGGUUCGAGCAUUCUUCAAAGCCCCGUCGACUCUGCUAGAUCAUCUCCUCGUCCUCGACCAACUCCACUCACGAGCCCGAGCCUACACGAGAAUGAGCGAGAGGUCAACCAAAUAGGAAGCACAGACUUUCUCACAUUGCUCGCCGCGCAGGAACGGAGAGUGCUCGAGUUGAAAGAGGAGCUACAAAGGGCAGAAACAGACUUGCUGGGACUAAAGAAAAAAUGGGCCGCGCAUGAAGCGAAUAAGAAGAGGAACGAGGUGAAACAUGUGAAACAGCUGCAGCCGCUUGCUCGAAAUGAUGUAGGAACGCGAGAGCCGUCGGAAGACGAAGUCGAUGAAGAACGCAGAAGGAAGCGCGCUAUUGUGGAGAGGAGCCAUUUGGCACUCGUCUCCCCGUCAUAUGGGAGCACUCCGUCCACUGGUCUGACGAGAAAGGGUUCCAAGAGAGUCUUUGAAGGCGGUCGGCAUACUCGGACACUGAGUCUUCUCAGUCCAACAUCCAGCAAGCCGAACCAGGCCAGCACCGAAACGUCGGUAGAUGAAUUGACCGGCUACGACAACGAUACAGCCGCUAUCAAUACCGAUCCCAAUGUCAUCCAGCCACCACUGUCUCUAAUACCAACCCUGGAUAGUUUGAUCGCAGGUGAGCCUCUACAGCUGGGAUUUGGCAAGACAUAUAAAGAUCUAGCGGCCCAUCGUCGCUCAGUGCCUUCUGCAGACGUCUUUGUCAAACAAGGCAAGCAGGUAUAUGACGGCGUGCGCGACGGGCUGUGGACAUUCCUCGAGGACAUCAGGCAAGCUACUGUGGGAGAGGAAGGCAUCAGUGGAACGGUUGCACAACAGCGGCCUGUCAGGGCCCCCCAAAGGCGAGCUACUAAAGAAUCCAUGAACCAUUCUGGUCACACGACUACCGAAUCUCGAAAAACGCCGCCAAAAGAGUCAUCAUUCUGGAGGGAAUUUGGCUUAGACAGCCCGCAAAGACCAGGGUCAAAGUCGACGGUCAAAGCAGACAAAUCAAGCCGUCACAUUCAGCAGAAGAGCAGUACAGAUUCGUCCAAUCCACCCAGUCUUCUUCCGGACUCCAAUGAUCACGAAGACGGGAUGGACGAUAGCUGGGACGCAUGGGAUUCACCAGCCAGCGUCCGGGACAAGGCUGACGUUUUGGAUGGAAAGAGAGGCAACGGAUUGCCAUGGCCGGAAAUUGAGAAAAUAACUCCAAGCAAGUUGACCAAAACUGUCAGUGACUUGAUGAGAGAAUGGGACACGAGUCCCGACGAUGCAGACACUGUCACUGACGGCUCCGAUUCCCGGCUGCGCGGUGCAAGAGCUACUAUACUGGACCACCCGCACAUAUAA